This is a messenger RNA of Meloidogyne enterolobii, 1971 nucleotides long. NCBI's taxonomy places the organism in Eukaryota, Metazoa, Nematoda, Chromadorea, Rhabditida, Meloidogynidae. The record is from the annotation of a GenBank genome assembly.
AUGUUGACCGCUCCAACUGCUCCAGAACCCAAAUUAACGCGAACAAUGAUAAUCUGUGAGGAUGUGAAUCGAAAUGAUAAAGAUGAUAAUAAUGAUGCGGAUAAUCCUCUGGCUGACCACAAUCUUCUUUUACAAGAAGCGACACCACCAGAUGAUCAGGAUAGGACGUUAAAUAUGAAUAAGGAACAUCACCAGUCUCUUUUCUGUGCACCUGCCUCCCCAGAACGAUCCCCGUCUGUUUUGGAACAAAAACCGCGAGUUUGGCGUCAACAGCUUGGAGUACCUCAACGAGGAUUUGGAUCAGGCAAUAGAGCAGAUUGGGAUUCAAGCAAUCGGCCAGUUCGUCUACCGCGACUUGUCCGUCGCGGAGUCGGCGGCCUCAAGUGGAGACAAACUUGUGGCGGAACAACAAACUCCACUACAACGUUUACUGGCCGACCGAAGUGUAUUUUUAAGUGCGACGCCUCCAACCCGAAGUCGUCUAUUUACCCCGAUAUGCCAUGCCUCAUGUGUUAUGAAAUGCGCGGAUAUUAUGGAUCAGGAGGAGGAGGAGGAGGGGAUGAUGAAUAUUAUGGAGGAGGAGGAAGCGAAUUUGAUGAGCUUUUGCAUCUUUUGAGUUUGGUAUUGUCUGUGGAGGAAGAAAGAGAUAAGGAGAAGGUUAUUAUGUUGGAGAAGGAUGAAGAAGAAGAUUUGAUAAACGAGAUUUUUGCGGCAAUGUCCGCAAGUAGAAGGGAGGUGUUUUUUGUUGUUGUCUCUCAACCACCUCGUCUCCUUCCAGCACCCGAAUGUGCCGACAUAUUCACCAGUCGUGGGUUCAUUGCUGCUCCUCAAAGUUUAAGAAGGCCAAGUCUAGAAAAUUAUCAUCAAAGUCAAAGUUAUCAUCAAAAUUAUCAGCAGUUGGAGGGUGUUGCAAACAACAGCGUUGCCACAACUACAUCAACAAGUGCCUCGGGCCAUGCCUCAAGUGGCGACUUCUUCAACUCUCACAAUUGUUAUUACAACAAUUACAACAACAACAACAGUUACAAUAAUGAGUGUUUUAAUGGUGAUGGUGGUGGAAAUUACUUUGAAAAUUGUUUUGAAAAUUGUUUUGAAAAUUAUUAUAAUCACAAUCAACAUUUAUCUUCUUCUUCGGAACAGUAUCAACAAAAUAUUAAUUCUUCUAAUUUUUUAAAUAAUUCUUUUAAUAAUUCUUUUAAUAAUAACCACAAUAAUCAACAACAACAACAACAAAAUUUUCCUUCAAAUAAUUAUUUAACGUCUUCCCCUCAACAAUAUUUGGCAUCAACAACUCCUUCAAAUCCUUCCUCUUCCUACUCUUCUCAAAAUAAUAAUAUAAAUAAUGAUUGGCAUUUUUGGAUUGAUGAUUUAAUUAAACAAGUACAAGAUGAAGUUGCUGCUGAAAAAAAGCUUUUCUGUAUGGAUAGACGCCCUUCUACUACUUUUAGUGAUAUUUCUGCUAAUGUUGGUUCUGUGCAGCAACAAAAUUUAUUUGAUGAUGAUGAAAAGGUGGUUAAUAAUAAUAAUAAUUGUGCUACUCGAUUUGAGUCUGGCAGUGUUAUCUCCCCUUCCUUAUAUUCCCAAUCUAGUAGUGGUUGUAGUAGUUCAUCAUCUAUUGGUAAUUCUCCUUAUUCUUUUAAUGGAACAAUAAUUCCUACCUCUACAACUCAAAAACAAAAACAACCAAUUUUGUCUAAUAGUGACAUUUCAUCCAAUACUAAUUAUAAAUUAAAUAAACGCGCAAAGAAAAAUUCUCUCCUAACUCUUUCGCGUGAGGAAUUGGCAGAAAGGAAAAAACAACAAAAUCGAGUGGCAGCCCAACGUUAUCGUAACCGACGUACCCGAACCUUGGAAAGUGAAAAAUGUGAAAUUGAUGAGUUGGAAUCUCGUAAUUUUAAAAUGCGAGAAGAAUUGGCUAUGUUGGCUAAAGAAAUUGAAAAAUUGAGAGGUCAAUUAUUACUUUCCCGUUAA